Neopelma chrysocephalum (saffron-crested tyrant-manakin) is the source of this 3432-nucleotide messenger RNA. RefSeq names its product oxidative stress induced growth inhibitor 1 (gene OSGIN1). The transcript is spliced from 6 exons. Bases 435 to 2018 code for a protein of 527 amino acids. Lineage: Eukaryota; Metazoa; Chordata; Aves; Passeriformes; Pipridae. The record is from RefSeq and is a predicted model, not a curated record.
UUAUGCCUUUUAAAUGGUUCAUGCCCUGUCAGGCACAAUGCUUAGUUGGGUGAUAACAGGCAACCAGAAAGUGGGACUAAACUGUGAGCAGAAACCUUGCACAAAGCUGCCAGUUUUGAGUUCAGCCUGUGAGCCUUCUGUGCUGCUUUCCUUGGAUGGACCCAGUGCUCCUGGAAUGGUCCUGUGGAGCCCAGCCAGGGCUCUGUGUUGGUGUCUGGGACAAUUGUCACACCCUUACAGACAAAUUCACUUAGAACACCCCUCCUGAAGCCUGGAAUUCUGCAAACUGUGAACUCACCUGUGGUUUCCUGGCAGCUCAUUCAGUGCCCAGGGUGUCAGUGCUUUGCUGGAGCUGCUGUGCCAUAAAUGUCAGCCAAAAGUGGGGCAUUACAGUGGUAGGAAGACAUUUGUGAAUAGCCCUGUCAAGGGCAGUGAUGUGCCAGACCUUGUGGAGGCAUGCACUGUGCCUGCCAGAGAGCUCACUGCUCUUGAAAAGGCAGGUGGACUCCAGAACAGAAAUGCUUCCUGACAGGAAGGUGUAUCCAUUGCUGACCAGACCCCCACAGAAGAGUGGGCUCAAGCCACUGCCUGUUGUGAUCAUAGGGAAUGGACCUUCAGGAAUCUGCCUCUCAUAUUUGCUGUCAGGUUACACCCCUUACUUCAAAAGAGAAUCUCUUCAUCCUAAUCCUAUUCUUCAGAGGAAACUGGAAGAGGCCCCAGAAGUCUCCAUUUUGGACCAGGAUCUGGACUAUCUGUCUGAGGGCCUGGAGGGCAGGUCCCACAGCCCCGUGGCUCUGCUCUUCGACGCUCUGCAGCGGCCGGACACGGAUUUCGGGGGGACGGCAGAGUCUGUGCUCAGCUGGUGGCACGAGCCCAGCAGGGCCAUCCCCCACCUGGUGCUGGGCAGGAACGCCCCUGGAGGGGCCUGGCACUCUAUAGAGGGUUCUAUGGUUACCUUGAGCAGAGGGGAAUGGAUGGGACUCCCAGAUCUGCCUUUCAAAGAAUGGCUAAAGCAAAAGAGAAGAGGCCUCAGAAACAACAGAGCCACAGCAGAAGACAUUGCUCAGUAUUACCAACACUAUGUGGUGAAGAAGGGGCUGCAGAAGAAUUUCAGAUGUGGCACUGUCGUGACCUCUGUGAGGAAAGUGAGUGCAGAGAGCACCUCCAGCCACACCCAGAGGGAUCUGCAGGAGGACAGUGGCUCACUCUGGAACUCCAGUGAACAGAGCACAGAGAUCUUUCAGGUGGAUGGAUUUUUCAAAACUGUGGAAGGUGACAAAGAGCCCUUCUCCAUCCAUGCAGAGAAUGUGGUCCUGGCCACAGGAACAUAUGACAGCCCCACCUGGCUCGGGGUCCAGGGGGAAAACCUUUCCUAUGUCCAUCACCAGCUGUCUGCCCUAGAAGAGGCAGUGAAGAACAACAGCAUUGGCAUCAUGUCAGACCCAGUCUUGGUUGUAGGUGCUGGUCUGACAGCUGCUGAUGCCAUUCUCUUUGCUCACCAUUGCAAUAUUCCAGUAAUCCAUGUUUUCAGGAGGCGAGUCACUGAUCCGGGUCUGAUCUUUAACCAGCUCCCCAAAAUGAUGUAUCCUGAAUACCACAAAGUCCAUCAGAUGAUGAAAGAACAGACAGCUGCUUGUGCUGGGCCUUAUGAAUGUUACAUCAGCCUUCCUGAGCAUCACGUGCUGUCCUUUGGCAAGGACAGGAAAUGCAUCAUUCAGGACAAGAAUGGCUGUCAGAAAGCUUAUAAAAUAUCCAUGGCUCUCGUUCUCACUGGCUCCAACCCCAACCUCUCCUUUCUGCCAAAUAAUGGCCUUGACUUGGCAAUGGACAGUGAGCAGCCAGUGAAUCCCAAGAGGAAUCCCAUAGAUGUGGACCCCUUCACCCACGAGUGCACCCAGGAGAAGGGGCUCUAUGCCCUGGGCCCUCUGGCAGGGGACAACUUUGUUCGCUUUGUGCAGGGAGGGGCUCUGGCUGCUGCCAGCUCUCUGCUGAGGAAAGCAAACAAAAACCCCCCCUAACAAACCCCCCAUGCCUGUACUAGCUGUGUCUGAAUGGGUCAGUGCUCUUUCCAUCGAGGAGCAGCUCAUCUGAUUUGUACAUCCUCAGAUCCAAAGCCCAUUCCUGGUGUUCUCCAAGGUUAUACAGAGAGUUUGGAAGUUCUUGCUGAGUUAUCUGGGAAGAUUAAGUCACCAAAUGCAGAGUGGGUUUCACACACAGUAGAAUCUUCAAUUCCUGGGACUUCAGCUCCUUUUGUGCACAGCUGUGCAUGGUUACUGGGACUGAAUCUUGUGCCUGGAAAAGCAGGGGGCAAGACAGGGGUUGCCUUUCUAUCUAAAACCCUCCAGGUGACUGAAAAUUGAAUUGAUGAUCAAUCAAUGUUAAUUAUUUUCAGACAGCAGGUUCCCAACCCUGCAUCUGUUGGUGUCUUACAGAGUUUCUUUCAUGAAACAAAGUAAGCUCUCCUGGUUUUAUUUGCUCCUGUGGUUUGGCUGUAUGUUCUUAUUAGGCCAGAAAUCACUGACAGGGGCUGCAGGUACCCCUCUGGCACAUGAAGUGGUGCUCUGCAAAUAAAAACUGACAUACAAGCAUUUGAAGCUGAAUUGAACAUUUGAAGCUGUAUUGUCUCACUGACACCAGCAACAAGUAAUACGUAAUAUUUUUUUUUUUUUUAAUCAAGAGAUCUCUGUGAUGGGUUUUUCUCCUUCCUGAGAAGGAAUGGUAAUGAUUUACUAACACUUGGUUUGCCCUCUUGCCUCUUUCUACUUUCUGAACACUAAAAAUGCAACAGCCAAAUUCUUGGCAGCUGCUGUAGAGAUGAGCAGAACUAAAGGGGAGCUGCUGGUCUGUCUUGUAACAGCCCAGGUACUGGAUGGGGCUUCUGCACAGGGUAUUUUGGAAAGGUGCAAUAUGUUAUAUAUUGGGUGGAUUUCUAAUGUAUUAUGAUUUUUUAAAAAAACAAAAUUAUUUUUAUAAGGGGGGAAAUGGCACAGUCACUUUUUGAUAGCUUUAUGCUAUAUAUAUCUCUCUACUUUUUUAUACUGUUUUUCCAAAAGAUUUUUAUUGGCAGAAUAUUUUGUUACAGUCUUUCAGUCAAUGUUCUGAAUGAGCUGGGGUGGGUAGGGAUGAUGCCUUAUGUUGCAAACAGUUCUCAAAAGACCUGGAGGGCCUCUUACACCUCUCACAGGAAAAAUUGCAGUCACAGCUCAUCUUAUUUGAUAUAAAGACAGACUCUGCUCCCUGUGCUGCACUGAAACCACUGAUGUGACCUGAUGGAAAACUGAGUGUGUGGAGACAGUGGCUGUUUGUGAAUGAAUUGGCCUCAAGCUGAGAUGUGAGAGGAGCUUGUCUGUGGUGUUGCUGUAUCACACUUGAAUCUGUUUUCCCACUGACUAUUCUUGUAUGGAACUUCUCAAUAAAGUGAUUUCAGACUUA